AUGGCUGGCCGAGAGACUCGAAAAGGAUCAUCAAGCGCACGCUGUCCCCAAAGUAAGGGUAGAGCAAGAGCCCAAAAAGGCAAACAGAGACAGCAGUCUCUGCCGUCCGGAGAUCAUGGAGAGCCUGAUCAGCAACAAGUUGGUGAAGUUGCUCACGAAUUUGCACCUGGGCCGGCUUAUCUCCCACCGCUAUCUGAUCAGGGGUACAAGCCGGUUCCAGACGCGCUUGGCCCAAUUGGGGCUAUCCCCGAUGACCGUCCUAUGCUUCAUUUUAAUUCGGAUUCGAAUAAACCAUUUCCGGAUAAUGGACGGGUUCCAUUUCCACGACACUUAUUCAGGAGACUUGAAGCAGAACUAUAUCCAGCAAACGCACAAGGUUACGCCUGGGCUAUUGCUGCAGGGUAUGAUGGCCCUCUGUUGCCUAAUCCAGCACUGACGGCUAUGCUCCCAAAAGACAGUCAUGGUCCCGAGAAUCAAGGAAUACGAUCUUUCAGCGGCGAGGUCAAGUCAAGCCGAGAUACAAGCCCCUCUGGAGCUGGAAUUGUUCGCUUGGCCAAGGUACAUGUUUACCAAAAAAGGCUCAAGCCAAACAGCAUUGCCGUUCCAACUGUCAAAUUGCCAACGUUAAGGGGGAUUGUUGUAAGACAGUUUAGGGACAAGAAUGAGGACGGGCCUAUUGUCCUUCCAGAAAUAAGGAAAACGGUGUCUUUACUUGUGGGAAGUUUACCACCCCUCAGCCGUGGAUUCCUUGCAAACCAUCUCAUUAGCACCUGGAAAGACCGUGAAUGGCACGCGACAGGGGUCCCUAGACCAGAAUAUCCGGACUGGACUUCCAGGACUAUCAGAAAAUGCCGUAUUACCAACCGCGGCCACAGUAAUGGUUACCGGAGCUUUGGUGACCUUGCUCAGUUGGACUUUGACUCAGUCUCUCUUGGGAAUUUCUCAAUAGUGAAGGCUGAAGAUAUCCCCGAAUUUAAGGAUAUGUCAGUUGUCCAGCGCGAAGAAUUCAGGCCUGAAUUUAACAUAUUUCAGCACUUGGUUAGGCAUCCCGAACUAAUUAUUAUCAUGGCAAAGUAUCUUCGGGUCCAAGAGCUGCUGAUUCUCUAUUGCAUGUCCAGACCGUUUCAUCAUAUCGUUCGCAAUCGUAUUACUGGAAUCAUCAUUUCCCAGGCGCAUCGUCGAGCUAUGGAAUCGGCGCAGAUCUUCCCCUUCCGUUGCUUUGGUAAGCUUUGCUUUACUGAUCCCACUAAGCAGCCACAUCAAGUCCCGGAGAGAGCAGAGGCAGGAGAAUUUCGCCAGGUUCCUUCUUUCCGAUGGUUGUUAAUGAUAUGCUACCGGGAAAUGGUAUGUCACCAGAUAGUCACCAUCAUGGCAGAAGACGGCUUGCCCGUUCCUGAUAAUUGCACCUCUGUCCUGAAGAAAAUAUGGCUUCUGCUGGAUAUUCCGGACAAUAAGCGACGUAUUGCACUGGUUCGGCAAACAUCUAUUUUCAGUGACCUUGACCUUUUUUUCGCCAUGAUGCUCUUUGUCAAGAUCGAUAUGCGGUUCACUGAUCCUGUUACGGGCAAUGGAAAGGAUGGUAUGCGUCGCCUGCUCCUGGCACAGCCAAGUCUCACAAUGUUAUGGAGAGCUCUAAGACGCACAGCUCUAGUCAGCAAAUUGGAUGUCUUGAAGCUUUACACCCGCUGGAGGUAUCACCCUCCACACCCUGAACGCGGCCAGACAAUUUUCGGCAUUCCGCCAGAUGAGAUUGGAAAAAUGCAAUAUGAGGCCUGGGGUAUGACACGAAGCCGGCGUAUACUAUUGCGUCCAGAUGAACUGAUCAUGAGGGAGUCGAUUCGUCGAGGGUUGAAUCUACAACUCCAUUACACAGACAUGUUUCUUUGGGGGUAUGUCGAUGCAAGAACGAGGAGUAAUACUGCGACCGAGAUACCUUCUCGUGCCCUGGAGAGGUUAGAGGGAAUGGAAGAGAUAUUGAUGUCGAGGGAAGAGCAUGCAAGGUCAAAAUUCGCCCUGGUGGCCUUUCCUCCACGGGCCUGA
Messenger RNA from Trichophyton rubrum CBS 118892, 2040 nucleotides. RefSeq lists its product as uncharacterized. The transcript has a single exon. NCBI's taxonomy places the organism in Eukaryota, Fungi, Ascomycota, Eurotiomycetes, Onygenales, Arthrodermataceae. The record is from RefSeq and is a predicted model, not a curated record. The coding region runs from base 1 to 2040 and encodes 679 amino acids.